GGGCGCCCCCCGCCGCGGCGCAGCUUCCCCGCUGCUAGGGCUCCCGCGGCGCUGCGGCUCAUGCCCCCGGGCACGGAGCGCGCAGGUGGGCCGGCCGCCGCUGGGAGAUAGGCCCCCGGGGACGACGGCGGCGGGACCAUGGCGCGGAGACCCGGGGCGCCGGCCGCCUACGGGGAGGAGUUCUCCUUCGUCAACCCGCUAGUGAAAUACCUGCUCUUCUUCUUCAACAUGCUCUUCUGGGUGAUUUCCAUGGUGAUGGUGGCUGUGGGAGUCUACGCUCGGCUGAUGAAGCACGCAGAAGCAGCCUUGGCCUGCCUGGCAGUGGAUCCUGCCAUCCUACUGAUCGUGGUGGGUGUGCUCAUGUUCCUGCUCACCUUCUGUGGCUGUAUUGGAUCCCUGCGUGAAAAUAUCUGCCUCCUGCAGACAUUCUCCCUAUGCCUCACCAUCGUGUUCCUGCUACAGCUGGCCGCUGGGAUCCUGGGAUUUGUCUUCUCAGACAAGGCUCGGGGGAAAGUGAGUGAGAUCAUCAACAAUGCCAUUGUGCACUACCGGGAUGACUUGGAUCUGCAGAACCUCAUUGAUUUUGGCCAGAAGAAGUUCAGCUGCUGUGGAGGGAUUUCUUACAAGGACUGGUCCCAGAACAUGUACUUCAACUGCUCAGAAGACAACCCCAGCCGUGAGCGCUGCUCUGUGCCUUACUCCUGUUGCGUGCCUACCCCCGACCAGGCAGUGAUCAACACUAUGUGUGGCCAAGGUAUGCAGGCCCUUGACUACUUGGAGGCUAGUAAAGUUAUCUACACCAAUGGCUGUAUUGACAAGUUGGUCAACUGGAUACACAGCAACCUAUUCUUACUUGGUGGUGUGGCUCUGGGCCUGGCCAUCCCCCAGUUGGUGGGAAUCCUUCUGUCCCAGAUCCUGGUGAAUCAGAUCAAAGAUCAGAUCAAGCUACAGCUGUACAACCAGCAGCACCGGGCUGACCCAUGGUACUGAGAAUCCAUCCUGUACCUCCUCACCAUGGCGACAGGCAAGCCUCAUCGACCAACAGCAGCGGGUGCUGAGAACAGCACCAAAUGGAGAUUUGGACUCCAGGCCCCCAGGGACAGCCCAGUGGAAAGAAGGAAACUCCAGAUGGGCAGAAGGCAGGGUGUACAGGUGGCUUAAGUCUCAGAAGGAUGUGCCUCCUCUCCCCCAUCCUAGCCCUCAGCAUUGUUUGAGGGUUAUUUUGUAUUGUUUCUAACCUUAAGCAUUUGGGUUUUUGUUUUCUUAAGUUUCAUUUGGGCAGAGGUAAACAUCAGUUUAUUAUCAGAGGAAACAGCAGUUGCACAGAGAAUUGUGGGGAUUCUAGCUGGUGCUUUUUCACCGAGGCACUACAACCAGCAGCUGUAUUAGGGCUGUUACUGAGCUUGGUGGACAUACUUAGACUGACUGUUGCCAGCAAGACCUGGCUGUAGAAAGUAGACACCAGCAGCCCUGCCUGGAGUCCAAUUGGCAUGAUACCAGCUCCAGAAGGGAAGGGAGUGGAGCAUGCAGGGGGGCAGUGAGCUUGGGGGUCGGCUGGGGACAGCUGUAUGUACUGGGUAGGAGUGGAAGGGGAUAUGUUUACCGAAUGCCUGCCCUCCCUCUUAGGUAGUCAGAGUGAGCUACAUCCUGCCCCUCCCUCAUUUCCAUGGAAACAUGGCAGCAAGGGCAAGGGGUACAACAGCAGCCAAAUUCACCCCCACCCCACCCUUUCGAAAGAAGUUUGGAACCAAGUUCUCUAUACUCUGCAGUCGGCAGAGGUGGGGCUGAGCAAUACAUGCCCUUGAAUUCCAACCCGUCCGGUCCUCCCUCUCCAGCAGGAGGGGUUUUCUUUAACUUGGCAGUGUGCAGAGGAGGAGUGGGAACACCCUCACCCUGAUACCCCUGCACCAGAGCUCAGUAUUUCUACAGCGCAAGAAGUGGGAAUCUUGCUGGGAGAGCCAGAAGUGGCAGUAAAAGUUUGUUGACCUGGGCUAACUAAGCUGGACUCCAUGAAUUUUCCAUUCUGGCAACUACAAGGGGAGGUGGGCCCUACCUCCAGGAGGGGACUGGACACUCCCCUAAACGCCACCGUACCUCCUUGACCCCACUGUACCUCCCUUCUCGACCUCCACCGAAGGUACUACCACCCUCCCAUAACCCCACCCUCUCAGGUCUAAAUUAGGUCGAAAGGUACCCACUUCCGAUCUGGGAGCUGAAUAAUUUCAUCCCCAAACCUGAUGUUAAUAUUGUUUUCGAAUUAAAGUGUAUUAAAAUUAA
Molecule: messenger RNA, 2277 nt
Organism: Galeopterus variegatus (Sunda flying lemur)
Lineage: Eukaryota; Metazoa; Chordata; Mammalia; Dermoptera; Cynocephalidae
Gene: TSPAN33
Product: tetraspanin 33
Exons: 8
Coding region: 139-990 (283 amino acids)
Cellular component (GO): membrane
Source: RefSeq, a predicted model, not a curated record